This is a messenger RNA of Xenia sp. Carnegie-2017, 2088 nucleotides long. Its product is annotated as TBC1 domain family member 30-like. The record is from RefSeq and is a predicted model, not a curated record. The coding region runs from base 555 to 1046 and encodes 163 amino acids. NCBI's taxonomy places the organism in Eukaryota, Metazoa, Cnidaria, Anthozoa, Malacalcyonacea, Xeniidae. The transcript has a single exon.
UGUAUUACAGGUAGCGUUCCAUGUAUUUUAGUUCUAUGAUGCAACAUAGACCAACAAUAAUAACAACUGUAAAUUAGAGUUUUUAAGUAAUUUUGAAAACUUGUGAUUUAAAUGACGUCUUGGCCUAAGCGUGGAAGGCCAAAACGUAAUGUUCAACUACACCAGAUUCGUUUACGGAUGUAUGUACUAUUACAACGAGUGGUUAAGACAAAAAGACUUUGCUGGAAUGGCAGAGCAGACACACAGUCAAUUUGCUUCUUAUUUUCUUCAAAUUUUGAAUGAAAAGAAACGUGUAGUUAGUGCUGCAUCUAUAAUGUCUCUAUCAGCAACAAAAAAAGUAACGAUGUGAACCAUAAACAAAAGCGCAAAUUGAAUCUUGGUUGACGUACAUUCUUUAAAUAUGCAGAACUGUUUUUCAGCUAACUGUACUGUUUUUGAUGUUCAUUGUACAAAACAUUCACAUAUCAGAACUGAUAAGUAUACCAUAUAGUUAAUACAAUAAUUAAUUGAUAGCAAAGGCCUAACAGUUUUCUUCCUUUAUGCAUUUUUUAUAGAUGGUCUAUAAUAUGGCGCCAUUUCCAUAUCCCAAAAUCCUUGAACUCCGUGAAAAAUACAUGUACAACAUUCGUCCACUGGCGAACCAAUCGCUUGAUAUAGAGUUCAAAAUAAAAACGAAAGAUGGUUACGCAUCGAGCGAUGAUGAAGAUGAUGAGGUCAAUCAAAUGAACGUUGGCUGUCUUGGUCUUCUUUCUCCCCAUUCAUCCCAAGAAGGAAGGGCAAACAAGGUCAAUCAAACUGGGGGAUAUCCUUUUGGAAAAGACUUUAGCGGCUCAGUAAAUCAACCCAGUUCCUUGGUUGGCGUGUCUGAUUUAGACAAAGAAUAUAACAGGACGCGGAAAAUGCAGCAACAAGCUGUUGCUGUGUUCUCGUCGCAUGAAAAUAAGAAUAAGUCGCAAGAUUUGCGUGAUAUCCCACCAGCUAUUAACCACCUUUUUGUUGUAACUCGUGCGCGACGCAACAAGUGGAAAGAACAUUUGAAAAAAUAGCGCCAAAAGCGAGACAAACUACUUCCGCUGCAGGAGGAAGAGGAAGAAGAGGCCCAUCACGAGCGAAGCCACGUAAGCAACGUUGGUGAUCUCGUAGAUAAAUCCUCAGAUAGCGCAUCGAAACAUGUAAACGAGCAUGUAGUCGACCCUGCCGAACAUUUGGUCGGUCUCUUCAUAGGUGCAUCCUGGGAAGGAGACAGGGAUAGUCGUGAUACUAUGGCAUAAAACGUAGACAUGAAUAUUGAUAAGCCUAGUGAGAAAAAUAUGCGUACAACUGUAUCUCAUACAUUUCAAAAUCCGACCAAAAAAUGCUACCAAGGACUCGAGUCGUAAGAAAACAAAGAUGGCCUCCCUCAGUAUAUCUCCCAUUGCUCCGUCAUUGAUUUCACCUGACCAAAUAUGUGUCUAUCCCGCCAAAUUCACGCCGUUUCCCGAUAAUUGGACAAAAAUGUCAAAGAAUGAAUUGCUUCACGGAAAGCAGACAGAGCAACGACGUCCAUUUACAAAAAAACAAGCAUUCAUCAGCGUGCCACCUAUACCUUUACCCCCACCUAAGACAAAAAGGUAGUUGCCGAUCUCUAGGGUUGAUUUUUAGGGUGUUGCUUGAGUUUUGAGCUGUCAAAAUUGGUUUUUUACAUUUUUGUAUCAGAAUGCAGGCAUAGAAAUCGACACGUGGUCUAGCUUGAGAAACACACAAUGAGGUGCAAAAUAUACAAUUAUUUGGUUUUGUUUCCUUAUAGAGAAUAAUUUAUUUGAAUACGAAUGUUUGUGUUUGCCUUUAUUGCAAUUGUAAACUGUACACAAAUCACAAGUUAUGUCAUACGUAAAAUGCGUUUUGGAUAAUUAUAUUUUAUUUUAGCUAUUUAACAUGCAAAGGCUCUAUGAAUUUUCGUCGUACGCGAACUACCAACGUCAUCAAAUGAUCGUUAACUAUUGUAAAAUCUAACGUAGUAUUUAAGGAAAAUGACACAAAGCGUUAUUAUAUUGGAAUAUGUUUGUCGUUUACUUAUUAAAUAUGUCAUUAAAUAUAUUUUUAAAUGCA